Nanorana parkeri is the source of this 1546-nucleotide messenger RNA. RefSeq names its product N-acetylneuraminate synthase (gene NANS). The coding region runs from base 153 to 1232 and encodes 359 amino acids. NCBI's taxonomy places the organism in Eukaryota, Metazoa, Chordata, Amphibia, Anura, Dicroglossidae. The record is from RefSeq and is a predicted model, not a curated record. The transcript has 6 exons. Gene Ontology annotation, biological process: carbohydrate biosynthetic process. Gene Ontology annotation, molecular function: N-acylneuraminate-9-phosphate synthase activity.
UAUGCUUCCCCGGCCUCUUGUGAUUGGCUCGGGGUGCGGCAGCUCUGGGGACACGUCACUGAUAGGCUGGACACGGGCUGCGGGAGAUACUUUAGCUCAGUCACCGCAUUCAUCUGACAUUCGUCUCCCGGACACACAGCUUCGCAGUCGCCAUGCCACUAGAAUUCGAGCUGUGCCCCGGCCGUAAGGUGGGCGGCGAUCAGCCAUGUUUCAUCAUAGCCGAGAUUGGGCAGAAUCACCAGGGAGACCUGGAGAUCGCCAAGAAGAUGAUUCGCAUGGCUAAGGACUGUGGUGCGGACUGUGCAAAGUUCCAGAAAAGUGAAUUAGAGCACAAAUUCAACAAAAAAGCCUUGGAAAGACCAUACACUUCCCCGCACUCCUGGGGAAAGACGUACGGGGAUCACAAGCGCCACCUGGAGUUAAGUCAUGAUCAAUAUCGAGAACUACAAAAAUAUGCAAAGGAAACGGGCAUUUAUUUCACUGCCUCUGGAAUGGACGAGAUGGCAGUGGAAUUUCUACAUGAACUGGGGGUUCCAUUCUUUAAAGUUGGGUCAGGGGACACCAAUAAUCUGCCCUAUUUAAAAAAGACAGCCCAGAAAGGUCGUCCGAUGGUAAUUUCAAGCGGUAUGCAGUCAAUGGAUACCAUGCGCCGUGUUUACGAGCUUGUAAAACCAAUCAAUCCAAACUUCUGUAUACUCCAGUGUACUAGCGCUUAUCCUCUUCUUCCGGAAGAUGUAAAUCUACGUGUCAUACAGGAAUACCAGAAAGCCUUCCCAGAUAUCCCUAUUGGGUACUCCGGCCAUGAAAGUGGUAUUGACAUUACAGUUGCAGCUGUUGCCAUGGGUGCCAAAAUAGUUGAACGCCAUGUAACACUAGAUAAGACCUGGAAAGGAACUGACCACCAGGCUUCAUUAGAACCUAGUGAACUGGCUGAUCUGGUCAAAUCUAUCCGUACAGUGGAGAAAGCCAUGGGUUCUGUGGAAAAACGGCUUUUGCCUUGUGAAAUGGCUUGUCACAACAAGCUUGGUAAAUCUGUUGUGGCAAAGAUUAAAAUUGCUGCAGGCUCCGUGAUCACUCUCAACAUGUUGACAAUAAAGGUAGCUGAGCCGCGUGGCUUCCCCCCAGAGGAGAUAUUUGACCUUGAAGGCAAGACGGUUAAGAGAGAUAUAGCGGCGGAUGAAUCUGUCACCGAAGAGGCAAUUGAGAACUACAACACAAGAACUAAAUGUUAACUGAAUGAAGAGCUUGACACCUACCAGAAUUUUCUUUCUCCUGUCACCUCUUACCUUACCAAUACAUGUUAUAUGUAGAAGUCAAUUGCACAGGUUGUUGGAUACUUUCUGUAAUGAACAUUCAGUGGCAUGCCAGAUGGUGUUGCUGUAACUAGAUCUCUUAAGUCUCAAUGGCAAACAGUGCUGUUCGUUGUAAGGCUGUGAAAAAACUGCAUGGCAAUCACUGUUUUGUAAGCAAAUCUGUCUUCGGAAACUUGCAAAUCACAAAAUUUUGUGGAUGAUUCUUCUAGUUUUGGGUAUUUUACAAGCAGAAA